This is a messenger RNA of Mesocricetus auratus (golden hamster), 1332 nucleotides long. It is a transcript of the gene Asb9, whose product is annotated as ankyrin repeat and SOCS box containing 9. Gene Ontology annotation, biological process: positive regulation of protein catabolic process; protein ubiquitination; intracellular signal transduction. The record is from RefSeq and is a predicted model, not a curated record. Bases 400 to 1272 code for a protein of 290 amino acids. Gene Ontology annotation, molecular function: protein binding. NCBI's taxonomy places the organism in Eukaryota, Metazoa, Chordata, Mammalia, Rodentia, Cricetidae. The transcript is spliced from 10 exons.
CACUGGGCUCCUUCAGCCAGGUUGGUUGAAUACCAGACGUGUGGCUCUGGUACUGUCCCAGUUGAUUUAAAAACCAAGGAGCUGCCUUAUUUGGGUGCUAGGAACCAACUCUGGUUCUCUCCAGCUUCAAGAGAACAUAACUCUGACUUAGUAUUUCCAUUCUCUGGAAUCUCUCUUCUAGAGAAACUUUCAGUUUAGGAAAGGACGUGACAUCAGCAACUUUGCAGAGUUACGACUGGGGGUCUGCUGUGGACUUUGGACGCCUAGGCUGCCUGAACCAGGACGUGUGCAGUUCAGCCAACCACAGAACUGGAAUUUCUCAGGGGCACCAGGAGCAUGGUAUUCAGGUUUUCCUGAGCAACCGAAGUGGAACAUAGUUUGCUGAUCCACGAGGGUACUAUGGAUGGUCUACGAAGGAGCAGGAUUGCGAGGCUAGCAAGUUGUCCUCAUCUUAGACUCUUUUCAAACCCAUUGGUUGGGGAUAUUGUUUCCGACUGGUCACCUCUUCACGAUGCUGCAAGCCAUGGACGCCUGCUGACCCUGAGGAACCUUAUCAACCAGGGUUGGCCAGUAAAUCUCAUUACAGCUGAUCAUGUGUCACCUCUCCACGAGGCCUGCCUGAGAGGUCAUCUGUCUUGUGCAAACAUUUUGCUAAGUCAUGGAGCUCAGGUGAACAGCAUGGCCGUGGACUGGAGAACUCCCUUGUUUAAUGCCUGCCUUGGUGGCAACCAUGAAUGUGUGACUCUGCUUCUGGAGUAUGGAGCCGCGCCCCACCCUGAGUGUGCUCUGGCCUCUCCCAUCCAUGAGGCUGCAAAGAGAGGCCACGUGAAAUGCAUCGAGUCCCUUGCAACUUAUGGUGCCAAUAUUGACUAUUGCAUCAACAACCUGGGUACUCCUCUCUAUAUGGCUUGCGAAAACCAUCAGCUAGCCUGUGCAAAGAAGCUUCUGGAAUUAGGAGCAUGUGUGAAUAAAGGAAAAGGCUUUGAAUCUCCUCUUCAUGUAGCAGCCAGGUUGUGCUAUGGGGAGCUUGCGUACCUGCUAAUGAACUUCGGAGCAAAUACUCAUGCUAAGAACGCUGAAGGAAAACGUCCCGUGGACUUGGUGCCUCCGGAGAAUCCUCUGACCGAGUUCUUCUUGGAGAGAGAAGGUCCCCAGUCUUUGAUGCAGUUAUGUCGUCUGAGAAUAAGGAAGUGCUUUGGUGUUCGGCAACAUCAUAAAAUUUCUGGACUCUUCCUCCCGGAAGGCCUGAAGCGCUUCCUUUUACACAUUUAAUUGUUUAGAGAGUGGAUCCACAAACAACCGAAAAAGAUUGUUGAAACUUUUACCCCUGGA